Molecule: messenger RNA, 3701 nt
Organism: Lucilia cuprina (Australian sheep blowfly)
Lineage: Eukaryota; Metazoa; Arthropoda; Insecta; Diptera; Calliphoridae
Gene: Oseg4
Product: WD repeat-containing protein 35
Exons: 12
Coding region: 58-3642 (1194 amino acids)
Biological process (GO): intraciliary retrograde transport; non-motile cilium assembly; protein localization to cilium
Cellular component (GO): intraciliary transport particle A; non-motile cilium
Molecular function (GO): protein binding
Source: RefSeq, a predicted model, not a curated record
AUUAAAGAAACAUUUUAAAGAAAAUUUAAAAAAAUAUAUAUUAAUUUCUAAAUUAAAAUGUUUGUUUACUUAAGCAAAAAGAUUGCAAUACCAAAUAAUGUAAAAUUGAACUGUAUAUCCUGGAAUAAAGAACAAGGUUAUAUAGCGGUAGCAGGUACAGAUGGUUUGUUAAAAGUAUUAAAGCUGGAACAAGCUUCUAAUGGUCAAAAUAAAGGAGGUUUAGCGGCUGUCUCAAAUUUAUCUAUGAAUCAAACAUUGGAUGGUCAUAAGGAUGCCGUCAAAGUUGUGGUAUGGAAUGAUGCUCAACAGAAAUUAACCUCAUCCGAUGUGGAUGGCGUUAUAAUGGUUUGGAUGUUGUAUAAAGGUUCUUGGUAUGAAGAAAUGACAAAUGAUCGUAAAAAAUCAACAGUCAAUGGUAUGCACUGGACUUCGGAUGGUUCAAAAAUAUGUAUUGUUUAUGAAGAUGGUGCAAUUAUAGUGGGCUCUGUUGAUGGUAAUCGCAUUUGGGGUAAAGAAUUAAAAAAUACUCAUUUAAGUGGCGUUCAAUGGAGUCCUGACAAUCGUUUACUUCUCUUUAGCUUGGCCAAUGGAGAAUGUCAUUUAUAUGAUAAUCAAGGAAAUUUUGCGAUGAAACUAAACAUACAAUGUGUGGCCCUUAAUGUCAAUCGUCACAAUAGUGUUACGGCCUUAAGUUGGUUUAGUGGAAAAUCUCCUCCAAAUCGUCCUGUUUUAGCAAUAUGUUAUGAAUCGGGAAAAGUUCAAAUAAUGAUCGAUGAAAACGAUGAAGCACCCACAAUUUUAAACACUCACAUGCAUAUAACCGAUGCUAAGUGGAAUCAUGAUGGUUCUGUGCUAGCGAUAUGUGGUCGACUCGACGAAGUAUCAAAUACAAAAGAACUUAAUCAAGUUAGUUUCUAUUCACCGUAUGGACAUUUAUAUCGUACCCUUAAAGUGCCCGGCAAUCAAAUAACAUCCAUCUCAUGGGAGGGUAAAUCUUUACGCAUAGCCAUGGCCGUCGAUUCGUUUAUAUAUUUUGCCAAUAUACGACCCGAUUAUCGUUGGUGUUAUUUUGAAAAGACGGUGGUAUUUCUAAGCGAACGUAGUAAUGGCAAAACGAAUAAUCUUAAUCUAAUAACAUUUUGGAAUACUAGCUCUAAUCAGAGUUUUCUUAAAGAAGUUGAGACUUGUUUGGCCAUGGCUGCCUGUAAUGAACAUUGUGUUUUAGCGGUAGAGUGCAUUAGUGGCAAUAUUAAGGAUCUGGCUUUAACAUCUUUAGAGCGUAAAAAUGCCGAUGAUAAAUUAUAUCAAUUGUUAUUGUGUAAUUCGAUUGGUACUACUGUGGAUUCUAAAUAUACAGAAGUAUGUCCCAAUUUUAUUGGCAUUAAUUCCAACUAUGUAGCUAUAGCCUCUAAAGAUGAAAUUUUAUUAUGGCAUUAUCAUACACCCAAGAGUGCCUCCCAAUUGCACAAUGUUAAAUCACGCAAAGAGAAACGUUUUCAUAUCGAUGAUACACCUACUGGUAUAGAUUUAGCUAAGGAUUUGGUGGUUUCAAGAACAAGUCAAGAUAAUGCUGAAAUUAAUACGGAUUUGAUAUGCAGUCUAGCUGUAUCGGAGAAAAUUUUGCUAGUAGCUAGAGAAUCGGGUCUUAUAAAUGAGUAUAGCAUACCAAAUGUGGCGCUUAGAAAUCGUCAUAAAAUUGGCAGUAAAAUUAUUAAAAUGUCCAUCAAUUGUAAUUCCUCACGAGCUGCUUUGAUUGACUCUAAUGGUGUUAUGACUCUUUUGGAUUUGGAUGAUAAUCGUGAAACUCAAUUGAAUUUUAGUCGUGUGGAACGUAAAGAUGUUUGGGCCAUAUGCUGGGCUAAAGACAAUCCCCUGCUGUUGGCUCUAAUGGAAAAAACACGCAUGUACAUCUUUAGGGGUAAUGAUCCUGAAGAGCCUAUUGCUUGUUCAGGUUAUAUUUGCACUUUUGAAGAUUUAGAAAUCACCAGCGUCUUGCUGGAUGAUAUUAUAAGUGGCGAGGAAUCGCAAAAUUCUCUUAGUCACAUAUUGCAAUUGAAGGUCAAGUCUUUAAGGGAUACAGAUGAUUUACUGCAACAUGUUGGCCUUGAAGAUGCCAAACAAUUUAUAGAAGAUAAUCCACAUCCUCGUUUAUGGCGUCUAUUGGCUGAAGCAGCUUUAAAGAAGUUAGAGCUAGAUAUAGCAGAAAAUGCUUUUGUAAGAUGUUCGAAUUAUCAGGGCAUUCAGUUGGUAAAACGUUUGCGCACAAUACCCUCGGAAAUGUUGCAGAAAGCGGAAAUUGCCGCUUUCUACGGUGAGUUUGAGGAAGCGGAAAAAUUGUAUAUCGAUGGUGAUCGUCGAGAUUUGGCCAUAAAUUUGCGCAUAACUUUGUGUGAUUGGUUUCGUGUUGUACAGUUGUAUAGAAUGGGGUCUGGCAUAUCGGAUCAACAAAUGGAAACGGCUUGGCGUCAAAUAGGUCAUCAUUUUGCCAGUCUUAGAUCUUGGGAAAGUGCCAAGGAGUACUAUGAUAAAUCUCAUGAUAUCGAAGGUCUUAUGGAAUCGUUGUAUCACUUGGAACAAUUCGAAGAGUUAGAAAAGUGCAUAGAUAAAUUGCCGGAAAAAAGUCCAUUGCUUUCGAAGAUAGCAGAAAUGCUGGCCUCAGUUGGCAUGUGUUCUGAAGCUGUUAAUGCUUAUUUAAAGCUGGGUGAUCCCAAGUCUGCGGUCAACACUUGUGUUAACCUUAGACAAUGGGGCCAAGCGGUGGAGUUGGCACAGAAAUUUAAAAUGCCUCAAGUUAGUGUUUUGCUAAGUAAACAUGCUGCCCAACUCUUAAAAGAUGGUCGUUUACCCGAAGCUAUUGAAUUACAAAAGAAGGCCGGACGCUAUUUAGACGCUGCACGUCUCAUGAACAAACUAGCGGAACGUGAAAUUGAAAAACAUUCGAAUUUAUUACGUAUUAAAAAAUUGUACGUUUUAGCUGGCCUCUUAGCUGAACAACAUUUAAAAAGUCUAGCUGCUAGUUCAGCUGAAAGCCCAGCCUACAAUAUUGAUCGCAUAAGUAUAAUGGAUAAACUGGCUUCAGAGGAUUCGGCUGCUAUAGAACGCAUUUGGCAUUGUGCCGAAGCAUAUCAUUUUAUGUUAUUGGCUCAGCGGCAGUUACGCUUUGGCAUUGUACACAGUGCUGUUAUAACGGCUUUACGCUUGAGAGAAUACGAAGAUGUUCUUAACGCUGAAGAUAUUUAUAGUCUUUUAGCUUUAGCCAGUUGUGCUGAUAGAUCUUUUGGAACUUGCUCUAAGGCCUUUAUCAAACUGGAAUCAUUAAAUAAUUUACCAGAGAAGAGCCAGAGAGAAUACGAAGAGUUGGCAGUAAAUAUUUUUUCGAAAAACGAACCCAUAGAUGAUAAGGUGGAUUUCAUAACCUGUUAUUCCUGUACAAAUGCUGUGGCGGAUUGUUUACCAGCUUGUAAUGCUUGUGGUGCCCGUUUUCCACCCUGUAUAUCAUCGGGAAAACCUGUAACCCAACCGACUGCUAAUAUUUGGAUUUGUGGAACAUGUCAGCACUGUGCCUCGCCCAUGGAAAUAACUCGUCAUCGAACCUGUCCACUGUGUCAUAGUUUGAUCUUAUCAAUGACUUUGGAAGUGUAAAAUAUAUAUUUUUAGAAAUAAAUUUGAAUAAAAUGGUCUCACUAUUUAUGUAAAUAAAA